AUGCCCAAAGUUUCCACAUGGGAUAUCAUUGCUGUUACAGAAUCUUGGUCGACGGAUGACAUUCUCGACUCUGAGUUGGGCCUACCGGGCAUGUCUCUUAUCAGACUCGAUCGUCCAACAGGUGAGGGUCGUGUUCUACUGUACCCUCGAAGCGAUCUCCAGUGCGAUGUAGUUAAUCCUCCUGUUUCAGCCCUUGACACAAUUUGGUGUAUACUGUCGAAGCGUGACGAUUUUCUUAUUGGAAUGGUCUAUCGUUCUCCCUCAUCCACGGAGUCGGCAAACGAUACACUUUUGCGAGCUAUGUCACAAGUCCUAUCUGCCGAAUUUAAUCAUAUUCUAAGAACAAACCAACAAGAAUCUGCUCAGCUCAUAGAUCAUCUGAAUAUGCUAGAAAUGCUCAAACUUGCUGUCCUGUUGUUCACACUGGUUCCGGCAAUCCUUGCUCAACGGUAUACGGAUUGCGCUGGAAACGGUAACUUGGUGAAUGUGACCGUGACACCAUGCACGCAGACCCCGUGUGAAAUUCGACGCUACACCCGGACCGAAUUGGCUAUCACAUUCCGAGCAGGUGAGGUUUGUUUUCCAACAACUUGA
Molecule: messenger RNA, 594 nt
Organism: Echinostoma caproni
Lineage: Eukaryota; Metazoa; Platyhelminthes; Trematoda; Plagiorchiida; Echinostomatidae
Source: the annotation of a GenBank genome assembly